CUAAGGGCAUCAUGGUAAAGCUCGCCGCUGCCAUAUCCAUCCAUAUGCUUGCAGCACCACUGGCUAUUAGGGUAUCUCUUGCGCCAGCAUCGCCGGCCAUCAUUGCCCCACAUAGAAAGGCGAAGCUUCCUCUGUUCUGUGAAAUAUGUGCAGACGCAGGUUGCUAAAGACGCAGUCAGAGCAAGGGAAGGCCCCACAUUGAUGGACCCUUCGCUGCGAUUCGCUGGCUCCUUUGGCCGGGAGUUCACAAAAGCAGGCACUAGGGCGAUUGCUGGGAGUUUUCUGGCACGUGGACUUUAUCUCCAUGACUUAUUUUUGUGCUCUUUGACCCACCCAAUUUGUUGCAAAUGCAAUGUUCUCUGGAGAACAGCACAGCGGGAAAGGCAGCGGCUCCGACGACAUUCACGCUGUGCGUCACACGUCCUGACGGAGGGGCACAGGUAGGCUCGGCAACCAGCAUCACGGAGCUGUGCGUCGAAGGAGGCGACGGGUUUGCGCAGGCAGUCGAGCAGGCCCUCGACGAACGAGCGGACAGCGCAGGCAGCGUCUGGCUUGAUGUCUCGUCGCCAUCAGCUGCAGACAUCAUCUGCCUGGCACAGAUAUUUGAUAUGGACAGCACGACAACAAGCGACCUGCUUAGCGGAGCUGGCAGCGGGAACAAUGCCGCAACGUCUCAGCAAAAUGGGCCAUGGCCAGCAUGCCAGGUCACUAGCCGUGCCUUGUACCUGUGCUGGCAGGAGACAAUCGCCACUGAGGCUGGCCUGGGGCAGUACCUUGUCAAGGGCACGGUUCCAGGGCAGAUCGACACAGCGCUGGAGGGUCAUGGGCACGGGUCGUGGUGGGCGGCCGAUCUAGUGCCCGUGCCACAAUGGCUUAUGCCGAGUGCGUCAAAGGCCGUGAGCGGCUAUCACAUGAGCACUGUCGUCAAGAUGAUGGUUGAUGGCUCUGUGGGCGCGUCGGAUGCCGAGGUCGAGCGGAUGCGGCAGCAGUACGUGCAGCAGCUGCUUGGAUUGCUGGACAGACCGCGCAGACGGGACACAUCUGGCUUGCUGAGCGCAAUCCGCCGCUGGGGCACCCGGUAUGAGCGAUGGGCGGGACUGCUGGGCAGAUCCAGGGCAGACCUAGGAGGACAGUCAGGCCGAUCCUCUGAUUUUGUAGGCGACAUACUUGGCGUGACACAGGCGCUUGUUGGUCGCGGCACCGUGCAGGUGUGGGUGCAGGGCCCGAUCGUCCUGACCUUCCACCGCGAGCCGUCGCAGGCGAUCAGCGAUAUUCAGAGAGAGCUAGGCGGAGAUUGCACGGCCUGUCAGCCCCGACAGUAUUCUGCACGGCCUUAUUGAGCACUGGGCGCACGCGACCAGCGAAUGUCUGCCUGUGCUGGAGCGCUUAGCGGACAAACUCGACCACGACUUGACGCGGCCGGUCGAGGGC
Linderina pennispora is the source of this 1431-nucleotide messenger RNA. RefSeq lists its product as uncharacterized. The coding region runs from base 348 to 1340 and encodes 330 amino acids. Lineage: Eukaryota; Fungi; Kickxellomycota; Kickxellomycetes; Kickxellales; Kickxellaceae. The transcript has a single exon. The record is from RefSeq and is a predicted model, not a curated record.